This is a messenger RNA of Dermatophagoides farinae (American house dust mite), 3119 nucleotides long. RefSeq lists its product as uncharacterized. The record is from RefSeq and is a predicted model, not a curated record. Gene Ontology annotation, cellular component: nascent polypeptide-associated complex; chromosome. Gene Ontology annotation, molecular function: RNA polymerase II complex binding. NCBI's taxonomy places the organism in Eukaryota, Metazoa, Arthropoda, Arachnida, Sarcoptiformes, Pyroglyphidae. Gene Ontology annotation, biological process: transcription-coupled nucleotide-excision repair; response to UV.
AUUCAUAUAAGAGGUAUGCAAAUACGGGAGAAUCCUGAAAAAAAAUUUAGGAUCCAAACAUUGACAUGGAUACUACAACGAGUAUCGAAGAAUUGAUCGAAAAAUUAACGACAAAUGGCGGUGAAGAACUUGAUCGGAAACAAUUAUCAACAUUCAAAAAAUAUUGUAAAGCUGAACGUGAUAAUAAUGAAGUUUUCAAAUAUUUAUAUCGUUUAAUUUAUCAUCGUUUAAAACAGAAUCAUGCACAAAUUCGUUAUAGUUCUUUUCUUAUUAUCGAUUAUCUAUUUGAACGUUCACGUCUAUUUCGAUUGAUUGUAUGUGAAAAUUUACAAAAUGUACUUGAACUUUGUCUGGAUAUGACACUUUCGAAUAGCCGAAUCGAUAAUAGUGGUCGAGAAAAUCUUGAACAAUCAUCGACUCAUCAUAAAUCAUUACGGCCAAAAAUUUGGGCAAAUAAAUUGCAUACAAAAAUUUUGGAUCGUUUUCAAUAUUGGUUUAGUGAAUUUGCUGAUGAUUAUCCUACAUUGAGCCAUUAUCAUAAAUUAUUGAUUGAGAAAAAAGCUUUCACAGUACAACAAUCAUCUGUUCAAUGGCAACGAAUAAUUGCGAAUGAAACUAUUGAACAAUUACGAAAAGAUUUCGAUGAAUUGGAAAAUGAUGUCAAUCUGUUGAUUAUCCAAAUUGAUUCAUGUUUUGAAUUACUUAUACCAAAGAUUAAUAUAAUUGAAAAUAAUGAAUGCAAUAAUCAAACUAAUGACAAUCAUUCAAAUAUUCGUCCAAUGCAAGGCCUUUCAUUCAAUAUCAUACUUGUUUCAAAGAUAGAAAUCGUCCGUGAUAAAUCUAAUAAUGUGAUAAUUGAUAAUCUCCACGAGCUAUGUAAAGAAUUGAAUAAUAUUGGGCGUAAAAUUGGCCUUCUUGAAACGCAUUCUAAAUUUGCCAAUGAUGUACUUGGUGAUGAUAUUAAACAAUUACGAAUGAAAAUUGUAUCAAUAUUGAGCAAAGAAAAUGAUAUUAAAAUUAUCGAAGAAUCAUCAUCAGUAGUAGAUAAUGAUGAUAGUGAUGACCUUGAUGAAGAUGAUUUUGAAGAAGUCGCCGAAACCGAAGAUAAAAUUUUGUUAGCCAAAAUGGAACAAGAUAAAAAUGAAAAAAAUCAACAAGUGAUGUCUUCAACAAUAAUUGCCGAGAAUCAAUGUCGAGCAUUAUUACCAUCGGGACGUCUUUGUCCACGAAGAGAUCUUAUAAAUUGUCCAUUCCAUGGAAAAAUCAUACCCCGUGAUGAAGAAGGUCUACCAUUGGAUGGUGAACUUAGACAACAAGAAUUGGAUGCUAAAUUUCAACGUGAAUCAAACGAAUGGAAAGAUCCACGUUAUCUUAGAAUUUUAAGCGAACAGAUUGGUAAAGAUUUACGAUUGAAUAUCAAACGAAAACGAAAUACCAGUCAAACUUUAAUUAAUUUAAAACAAUUAAAUUCAACUCCACGACAACGUUUAAAAUCAAAAUUGAAAAUUAAAUUAAAAAAAUAGUUAUUAUUGUUCUACUAAAAAAAAUUUCAAUAUCAUUCAGGUGUUCUGUUAUUACGACAUUAUGUUACGAACAUGUCAAAAAAAAUCACUAAUGGCAACCACCAGUGAAACCAUUCACUUUCAAAACGAUCGUGGCACAUUUUCGUUUUCAUUUCGUUUUGAUGUUGCAAUCCAAACUGUAUAGGCUGGUGUUUUCAACACAUUGCUCAAUAUAUGCUUGAAUGGUGGGAUACUGGCUCAUUUAUUAUAUUGCGUCUAAAAUGCCUGAUGCCUGGUGUGUGUGUGUGUUGAGUUGUGGUUUUCCUGGAAUUUUAAAGCUAGCGUGGAUAGUAUAUAUACAAACUUCAUGAUGAUUACUCAUCAUCGUGAUCAGAUCGGGCGUCAAUAUUCCCCGUAUUUCUUAUCGUGAUUGUGCUAUCAUUUUUGGAUUUAUGGUGGCUGCUGCUCUCAAUAUUGUAUACUACUACAUAUUUUAUAUAUAGAAAAUUUUUUCAUAUAUGUGUGUAUCCAGGAUUCCAGAUACAGAGAGAACUCAAGUUGUUUGCUAUGUUCUGGAUCGCUUUCUCUCUCUCUCUCUCUCUUUUUUCUUGUAUCACAAAGCGGUUAUUGACGUCGGUAAAUAGACUCACGCGCAUACAUCGUUAUCAUCAUCAUCAUCAUAUAUAACGGUCAUGAGUAUAGAGAAAAUUUUACCAUUCCAAACAAAAAAAACAAGAACAAAAUGAGCCAACGAAAGAGAUAAAUAGACAGAUGACAUGCGAUUUUGUUAAUUUGUAUAACAUAUAGAUAGAAUAGAUAGAUAGAUUUAAUUAUCUAAGAAGAUUGCUUGUUUGACUUCAUUUUUGCUUCCUAAACAGAAAAAUAAACAACAAACAAAACGAUUAAAAGGCAAAUCGAUUAGUAAUUUUCAGCUUUUCAUUUUCACUAAUUGUUUGUUAAUAUAUCCGGUGUUUAUAUACUAAAUGAUUCGUCAGAAAUCGAAAUGAUCAUAUAUAUAAAAUAACCAACAAUUUGGCUGUGAUCACCAUUUGUUUGUCAUCAAAAUUCUCGAAACGAAUAAUUCAUCAUUCAUCAUUUAUAAUAUAAAAUGUGAAAUUUUUUUCCUCUCUCUCUCUCACCCUCUACCUCGUUGAUUCAAUCACAAUAGCCGAAAUAACCGAGUUUUUUUUUUACAAACAACAACGAUGAUGAUGAUGAUGAUGUUUUGUAUGUGAUCAUCAUCAUCAUUUUCAUACCAUGAAUCAACACAUAUACCGAAAACAAUCAUUGGAGAAAAAGAGAUUUUUUCGGGUUAGAAAAACAGAUACUCAAAAUAAACUAUUGAACAUUGAGUAAACCUCUAUUAGUGUGUAUGUUCGCGUGUGUUUGUGUAUGUGUGUAUUCGAAUUUCUUUUAUACCCGAAGAUUUACAUAUAGUCGUACCGUCUUCGUGAUCAUCAACAACAUCAAUUCAACAUUGUCGUUCUAGUUCAUAUAUGAUUGUUAUUGUUCUUUUCUUUUUUCUCUCUAUCUAUCUUUCUCUCAUAUUCUCAUCGAUGUCUUUCUUGUCCUGAAGAGUUCUUUUUUUUCGGCCAACAAACCAACCAACCAAACAAA